Echinococcus granulosus is the source of this 1821-nucleotide messenger RNA. RefSeq names its product Procollagen galactosyltransferase. NCBI's taxonomy places the organism in Eukaryota, Metazoa, Platyhelminthes, Cestoda, Cyclophyllidea, Taeniidae. The transcript has 2 exons. Bases 1 to 1821 code for a protein of 606 amino acids. Gene Ontology annotation, molecular function: procollagen galactosyltransferase activity. The record is from RefSeq and is a predicted model, not a curated record.
AUGAGCCGACUACUCUCAUACUCGUUUUUCUUCAUCCUCAUCCCCAAAUGGGUGCUUUCAGUGGCUAAAAGUUGUCCCCAUUCUUCCUCCAACUUUCCAGAAAUUGAGCCCUCUGUGAGCAUUGGAGUUUUGGUGAGAAACAAGGCUCACAGUCUUCCUUACUUCCUACAUCAUCUUGAACAACUGGAUUACCCUAAAAAAAGAAUUCACCUAAAUUUUCGACUGGAUAAUACAAUCGAUAUAAGCGCCCGAAUUCUGGAAAGGUGGGUCGAGAGCGUCCAAGAUUUGUACCAUGGCAUCGAUUUGGACAUGGAUGAGAUGAAUUUACAGCCAGUUAGCCCUAGCUGGACAAAAGAUCAUCACCAACAUCUGGUAAAUCUACGCCAAGCUUCUAUUGAACGCGCCUAUGAACUCAAUGCUGACUUCUUCUUUAACUUGGAUGCAGACGCCAUUCUGUUGAACAAUGCGACCCUAAAACGACUUGUAGAAGCCAGUUCCAUCCCCUCGAAGGAGUACCCUGCUCCAAUCACUGUGAUUGCUCCUAUGCUCAAUUGUACAACCUCUGAUGUCUUUUCCAACUUUUGGGGUGACAUUACUAAGGAAGGUUAUUACAAGCGCUCACAGGACUACUUCGCUCUUCAACGCAGACACAAGGAAGGCAUAUUUUCCGUGGCAAUGAUUCACACAGCAGUUCUGGUUAACCUCCGCCACACCAGGAAGAAACGUCUAGCCUUCAAGCCCUUAAACUCGGGCUACACUGGACCGAUUGACGACAUUAUCAUCUUUGCGCGAAAUGCGCAGUUACAGGGUAUUGACUUUUACCUCGACAAUCGAGUAUUUUAUGGCUACUUUCCCCUGCCCGUGGACGAGGCUGAAAUUCCAUUAGCCUAUCGUGACUCAGCCAAAUACCUUCUGGAGAGGGAGGCUGAAAUUUUUUUGCAUCUUCGUUUGAAUGCCGCCUUUGACGAUGCGCUGCUGAAGAGUUUUGCUUUAAAAUUCUCACCGAAGUUGGAGCAGUUUGUUGAAGUACCGGAGCCCUCUCUUCUUGGAUUCGAUCAGAUCUACCUUAUCAACUUGAAGCGGCGGCCGGAUAGGUUGGAGAAAAUGAACUAUGCGUUGCGUGAGCAGGGCGUGAAGGCGAAGCUGGUUCGCGCGACAGACGGGAGGGAGUUGAACCCGGAGAUCAUUAAGCAGUGGAAUAUCACCCAGCUCUCUGGGUAUGCCGAUCCCUAUCACAAGAGAGCACUCAAGUACGGCGAGAUUGGAUGCUUUUUGAGUCAUUAUCGGAUAUGGCAGAACAUGCUAGUCAACGACUACGAACGCAUCCUGAUUCUGGAGGAUGACCUGCGCUUUGUGCCAGGCUUCGUCCGACGCCUGCAGGCGACCGUGAAAGAGGCUGACGUGACGCUACCCGAUUGGGAGUUGCUUUACGUGGGCCGCAAACGCAUGUCCAGCAACGAGGUGAUGGUGAGAGGCGCGCGGUACCUUGCGUACCCUAGCUACACUUACUGGACUCUUGCCUACGUGCUUCGACGUUCGGGGGCGCAGAAACUGAUGGUGCAGCGCCCCCUAGAGAAGAUGGUAGCAGUGGACGAGUUCCUCCCAAUCAUGUUCGACCGCCAUCCGAACGAGCGUUGGCUAGCCCACUUUGAGCCCCGCAACCUGUUGGCUAUCUCAGCGGAACCGUUGUUAGUGGAGCCACUGCGUUAUACUGGGGAGCCCUUCUAUGUCUCCGACACUGAGGACUCGGAAAUCAUCCCGGAGUUUCUGUACACGGAGAGAGAGGAGGAUAUAGGUGCGAGCGAGGGGGACGAGUCAUAA